Molecule: messenger RNA, 2968 nt
Organism: Columba livia (rock pigeon)
Lineage: Eukaryota; Metazoa; Chordata; Aves; Columbiformes; Columbidae
Gene: ISCA1
Product: iron-sulfur cluster assembly 1
Exons: 4
Coding region: 136-534 (132 amino acids)
Biological process (GO): iron-sulfur cluster assembly
Cellular component (GO): mitochondrion; cytoplasm
Molecular function (GO): 2 iron, 2 sulfur cluster binding
Source: RefSeq, a predicted model, not a curated record
AGCGCCUGCUGCCCGCCCAUCACGGACCGCUACCCAAUAGGGGCGGGCGCCGGAAGCGGGCCGUGCGCUGAGACGUCACGGCGUGACGCCGUCGGUGCCCAUGGCAGAGGGCAGAGGACGGGGCGGAGGGGGGCGAUGGCCUCGUCGGCCUCGUCCGUGGUGAGGGCCACGGUGCGCGCCGUCAGCAAGCGGAAGAUCCAGGCUACGCGCGCCGCCCUCACCCUGACCCCAUCAGCUGUUCAGAAGAUAAAAGAGCUUCUUAAAGAUAAACCUGAGCAUGUAGGCGUGAAAGUAGGUGUUCGCACAAGAGGAUGCAAUGGACUUUCUUACACAUUAGAAUAUACAAAAUCAAAAGGAGACUCUGAUGAAGAAGUAGUUCAAGAUGGGGUUAGAGUGUUUAUUGAGAAGAAGGCACAGCUGACGCUUUUAGGCACUGAAAUGGACUAUGUAGAAGACAAACUGUCCAGUGAAUUUGUCUUCAAUAAUCCAAACAUCAAAGGAACAUGUGGCUGUGGAGAAAGCUUUAACAUCUGAAAUCUGAGGACUACUUAUUGGACUUUGAACACCCCAGAACACUUAUUGUUAUGCUUUCAGAAGCAAAUGCAUUUUCUGCAGGUUCGUAGGCUGCAAUAAAGUGGGGAUAUCAUUAAGUGGGGAUACCAUUAAGAGAAAUAAAUCAUUCUGAAAAUGUAUAUUGUGUGUUAAAUUCUACCACUGACAUAGUUAUGCUGUGAUUUGUGAUGAGUUGGGAUCGAAAAGGUAAGAACAGUAAGUGCUGUAGUAACAUCUCUGUAAUUUCACAUGACAAGGAAAUAAAAUGUCACUGUUCUUUUCCUUUGUCAUUUUCUUUGUCCACUCUGUUCACACUUGCCUAUCCAAAACCCAUUUGAAAUAAUAUAUUGCUUAUGUGUUGUUGAUUUGAGGGGUGGAAAAAAAAACCCACAACUAUUUCUAUGUAUUUUUUUUUACAUAGGCACACAGUCCUCAGCUUCAGAGUUCACCAUGAUUAUGUAGAUGCUUUGUUUUUGCAGUUUUCUAGUGCUUUCAUCUUUUUAAGUGUGGGUUUUCUAGUGGUUUAUUUUCCCAUAUAUCCCAGGAAAUCAAAAAAGAAGUUCAUGUAUUAAUAUAGUGGUAGGCUACCAUAGCACUGCUUGUAGAAAUACUUCAAAAUGGACUAACCCAGUUUUAAUUCUGUUCCAUUCCUUGCAGAAGGUACAUUUUCUGCUGUACUUAGUAAUUUUCAAGAAUACAAAAUACAUUGGGGCACUUGAGUACUAAAGUAGGAUACACACUGACUUAGUUUCUCACAUUUGUGAGAAAUUGUUCUUGACUUAAAUUGUUCUUGACUUAAAUUGUUCUUGACUUAAAUUGUUCUUGACUUAAAUUGUUCUUGACUUAAAUUGUGAAGUUGGUAGAACUGCCUCUAGAUUAUGGUUCUCCAUGUUCACAGAAUGUACUGUCUGUGCACCACAAGCUAUGGACACUUAUUUUUUGAGAGAAAUCUUACACUUUUCAUUACACUUUUUUUGCAGUCAUGUCUACUACUAAUUUUGUUACAGCUUGAACUCUCUAUAGGUAUGGUAGUUUAUGUUUAUCUCCUGUAUUAACUUGGUACCAGGAGAAAAAGGCAUUGAUAAUUUGAAGUUUUAAAGUAUUUCAUAGUUGUUUUAAAUGACUCUAGACAGUAAUUAAAAUAUCAUGUUUAUAGGAGGCUGUUUUUUCUUCUGAAUCUCAACUUUCUCCAAAACUUUGUAAACCUGUGUUUUUCAAGCUAAUAAGGUCUUCAGCACUUCCUCCACUGGUGCUCAGGCAGAAGUGGAAGUUUAUAUGUCUUCCCAGGCUUCCCCAAAAGCUGGUAGAAGAGAAGGGCUGUUCCAGCCUUUUGUCUCCUGCUUUUCUGAUUGUCCAAAGAUGACCUUGGGCAGCUGAGCUGCUCCGUUGUGUGGAACAGGAGGUAAAGUGUCCGCCUGGGCAAGUGAUGGGAACAGCUGGUGAAAAGGGUGCAAAUAAAAAGUAGCGGACAACAGAGAUCUUGCCAUCAAAGACAAGAAGGUGUUGAGAUGGGGGUGAUUUGAGAGUAUUAAGGCCAGAUGUUGAAAACCUGGAGGUCAAGUACCCAUAUGCUGUAAAGAACUUUGGAAUAGUAAUGUGCUAGAGACAUAGAAUGGCAGCUACAUUUUUAUCCUUCUGCCUAGACCUUUACCCAAGCCAUUUAGAAAUACAUGUAUAGGGAAGAAAAAAAAAUAAAAAAAAUAAUAAUUCUAGGUGUGUUUUAUGUAGUGCACAGGAACAGAAGGUCAGAAUUUCCACACCUAAGGUUUAAUGCUAAAUACUUGAAUUUUUGUUGUAUACUAUAUCACCUUUUUUAAUGUAAAAACACUACUUCCUUCAACAGUCAAUUGUUGUGCAUAGUUAAUUUACAUAGUAAUGCCUGCAUUCCUGGGAAUAUACUGGUUAAGUGCAUUUAUAGUGCUGUAAUUCUUUCAGUCUUGCUAAACAAAAAAACCACAGUUAAUGUGAUAUAGCUGAAUCAAUAUGUUUAAAGGUCCAAGCUAAGGGCAUUUCCUCGGAUGGCAUUUCUGUGUGUCUCGCAAGUGGGUAAGACUUGGAAUGUGGUUUGGCUGGCAGUUGCUAGGAAUGCUAGUACGUACUCAUUUAACUUGUUUUGGGGUGGUGAGGGGGAUGGGACUGGUUUGGGGUUUGUUUAGACAUGUGGCACCUAUAGCAAUCCUUUGUUUUGUGUACAUGCAUUGAAUGAAAGUUUGCAUUUUCAUGCUCCCAUGAAAUAAUCCUCUGAAUUGUCACUUUACUAAGACACCUCACGCACAACGUGUUGAAAUUCUGUUAAAGCGCUAUUUACAGUUGCACAAAAUUUGGUUUUGUUGGUUGGUCCAUUAUAAUUUUGUGCAGUACUCUAUGUAGACUUAUCAGUUACAAUAAUAAAUAUUGCCUGUUGGUGAGCAUGAAA